UUAUCCAUUCAAAUCCGAAGUUCGAGUGCUGCGCUUCCUUGCUCUCUCUUACAAAGGAGAUCAUCAUCUCACUCGCAUCGACAAUCCGAUGCCACUGCAUUGAUCCAUUAUUUUGUUCUUCAUGUUUCUCGCAAUCCGCCUCUGAGAAAUCCGACAUUUCCCAGCCGUACCAAUUUCUAUGAACCUCGCUGGGGAACUACAGAUUUCACUCACACGGAUGACGAGUGAGUGAGAGAUUGUGGUGAGUAGGAGGAUUGUUUGUGGGGAGAAACUUGGAAGAAUGCAAAUGGCUGCCGGAUUGGUCACUCCGUUGUCGAAAAUUGGCGGUGUUUGCAAUUAUGGGUCUUCAAUUCGAGGCUCUCGGGUCGAAUUGGGGCAAUUCGCGGAGCUGGUGAGUGGCGUAAGAAGUACAGGGAGUGGAGGGUCAUGGCAGCCGGGAUUGGCAUGGGCUGCCAGCAAGCAAAAGAAGGGGAAGGCGAAGGAGAAGCGCAAGUCGUCGGGCGGAGGGCGAGCGAGAACCUCACAGUGGAAUUUCGACGCGUUAAUGUUGGUAUGGGAUGAUGCAUUUGAUAAAAAUUGCGAGGAUAGGGAGAGGGCGAGCACGAUACGAUCGGUGGCAAAUGGAGGAUUGGAGAGAUUCGGCUCAGGAUGUGUGUUAGUGCGAGAAACAGUGCGUACACUGCCCAGAGGAUCUGCUAGCGGUUUCAGCAGUCAUUCACGGCCGACCAGCAAAAACUUAGACGCGCCCCCAGCAUACGAAACCUUGACGUGGAUUGCUGAGUACGUUCCACGGACAUUUGUUCGUGAUCCUUCCCUGGCUCCGGAGACUAUUGGAUCAGCGGAUGAUUCAAAUGAAACAUCUGUGGUCGAUGUGACAAAUCAGGUGAUCGAAGACGUGCCUCUAGUAACCCGACAAACAAUCAUUCCAGUCCUACGAGGAAUGGAUCGGACUCGGAUUUUGGGUUUGACUGGCGACGACGUCAGUAGCAUACCUGUUGAGGGUGAGAUGGCUGAACCCAUAGCUCCUGACGCUGGUGGUGAGGAGCCUUACAAUCCUAGAAAUGAAGAGCUCGUUUUGAUGCUCAUAGUGGAAGUUGAUGGACAACGGGCUGUUGGAGCAGACGUUGUAAAAGCACUUCCAAUUACCGAAGAGAAUGGACAAGUAGAGUGGAAGCUAGAGAUGAGAGAUUUUCAUACCUUACCGAUUCCUGAGUAGGUAUAAUUCACAAUUUUACUUCCAAGGGUGAUUGCAUCAUGCCUUGAUCAUUAUUAUUUAAGCUUUCUGGCAACUAUGUUUGGCAAGGUUCUCUUGUAGUCAAGUACGAUCAUUCCACCAUAUCGAAGUACGAGUUUCUGUUGGUUCUACAUUCUAUGUAAUGACUGCCACUCAUCGUUACUUGAAAUUCUUACCGUAGCAUGAGCAA
Messenger RNA from Physcomitrium patens, 1424 nucleotides. RefSeq lists its product as uncharacterized. The record is from RefSeq and is a predicted model, not a curated record. NCBI's taxonomy places the organism in Eukaryota, Viridiplantae, Streptophyta, Bryopsida, Funariales, Funariaceae.